UGCCUUCAUCUCCAGCAUAGAGUAUAUGCAACCACCACCUUCUGAAGAGGCCCCCCCUCCUCAGGCUCCCCAACACUAAAGCCCCUCUCUCUCUCUCUCUCUCUCUCAUACUGAAACAUAAUUGGUACAAUCCAAGCUCAUAAAAGAUCAGAAAAUUGUGAGCAAUCAGCGAGAAGCAAAGCAAAUUAGAGAGGGAAAUGGAGGGCAGGAGAAGUGAGUACAAGGACGGUGAACUGAAUAAUAUGAUCGAAGAAACCACUUUUGAUUGGAGAGGCAGGCCUUCCAAUCCUCGCAAGCAUGGCGGCAUGAGAGCCGCAACCUUCGUCCUUGGACUACAAACGUUUGAGAUAAUGGCAAUAGCAGCGGUCGGGAACAACCUGAUAACCUACGUGAUCAACGAGAUGCACUACUCACUGUCUAAAUCGGCCAACAUCGUCACCAACUUCGUUGGCACCAUCUUCAUCCUCGCCCUCCUGGGUGGCUACCUCUCCGACUCCUACCUCGGCAGCUUUUGGACCAUGCUCAUCUUCGGCUUCGUCGAGCUCUCUGGUUUCAUAUUGUUGUCGGUCCAAGCACAUCUGCCACAACUCAAGCCACCAAAAUGCGACAUGAUCCAUAGCCCUUCUGACUGCGUUGAAGCGAAGGGCUUCAAAGCGUUCAUCUUCUUUGUAGCCCUCUAUCUAGUCGCGCUAGGAAGCGGGUGCGUGAAGCCCAACAUGAUCGCCCACGGCGCAGACCAGUUCAAGAGGGACGACCCCAGCCAGUCCAAGAAGCUGUCCUCGUACUUCAAUGCAGCCUACUUCGCGUUCUCGGUUGGGGAGCUCGUGGCCCUGACCGUGCUCGUGUGGGUACAGACUCACUCGGGCAUGGACGUUGGGUUCGGUGUGUCUGCGGCUGUCAUGGCCAUGGGGUUGAUCAGCUUGGUCUCUGGCACUCUUUACUACAGAAACAAGAGGCCCCAAGGAAGCAUCCUCACUCCUCUUGCCCAAGUAAUAGUGGCUGCUAUAGCGAAGAGGAAUCAGGUGCUGCCGUCGAAUCCGCAGCUGCUUCACGGAAGCCAGAACAGUGUGAAUGAUAGCAACAACGACGGCUCAUCCUCAUCGCCUCAUGGUGGUCACCUUUUUCGCACCGAAAGGUUCAGGUUCUUGGACAAAGCAUGCAUCAAGACCCAAGAGGAGGGGAAGAGCAGGGAGAGCCCAUGGAGGCUGUGCACAGUGAGCCAAGUGGAGCAAGUGAAGAUCCUCCUCUCCAUCAUCCCUGUAUUUGCAUGCACCAUCAUCUUCAACACCAUCUUGGCUCAGCUCCAGACCUUCUCGGUCCAGCAAGGCUCCUCCAUGAACAACCACCUCACCCGCUCCUUCCACAUCCCUCCCGCCUCCCUCCAGGCCAUCCCUUACCUCAUGCUCAUCUUCGUCGUCCCGCUCUACGACACCCUCUUCGUCCCCUUUGCACGCCGGUUCACUGGCCGUGACUCUGGGAUCUCGCCCCUCCAGCGCAUCGGCUUCGGCCUCUUCCUGGCCACCUUCUCCAUGAUUGCCGCCGCCCUCAUGGAGCGCAAGCGGAGGGACGAGGCGGUCGGCAAUGGCAAGAUCAUUUCCAUCUUCUGGCUCACACCGCAGUUCUUGAUCUUCGGGCUCUCCGAGAUGCUCACUGCCGUCGGGCUCAUCGAGUUCUUCUACAAGCAGUCGUCAAAUGGAUUGCAAGCGUUCUUGACGGCGAUUACGUACUGCUCGUACUCAUUCGGGUUCUAUUUCAGCUCCUUGUUGGUGUCCCUGGUGAACAAGGUCACGGCGUCGAACGGUAAUGGCGGUUGGCUCGGCCAGAAUGACUUGAACAAUGACCGGCUCGACCUCUUUUAUUGGUUAUUAGCGAUCCUGAGCUUCCUCAACUUCCUCAACUAUCUCUUCUGGUCUCGGUGGGUCUCUCGUGGCCCGGCUUCCUCGUUGGCGCCGUUGCAGCCUAAAGUUAAUCAUGACAUACCUUAGAAUGCAUGAUAUCAUGGGGAUUAGUUAAUUUGAAUCGUUAAUUAUAUUGCUCAUAAAUAAAUAUAUACACUUGGCCUAGAAGAAUCAAAAGAGCCAUGGAAGCUUUUGGCGCCCCCAGAUAUGAAUGCUUCCUUAAGGCUCUUAGAGAAAGAGUUGUAGCAGUAGUGCAUAAGAUAAGAAUGAUAUAUGGAUGCAAUUUGCUUCUGUUUUGCACCUACUCCUCACUAAUAUAUGAGGGAUUCACAUGAGUUCAAGAAGCUUUUAAAGAACUGUGCUUUUUAGACCUUCUGUGAGAUCUUUUCUUUGUGCAUAGAAUAUAAUAAGCGAAUAUUGAAUCCUUAUAAA
Messenger RNA from Eucalyptus grandis, 2330 nucleotides. Its product is annotated as protein NRT1/ PTR FAMILY 4.3. Gene Ontology annotation, cellular component: membrane. Bases 198 to 1985 code for a protein of 595 amino acids. Lineage: Eukaryota; Viridiplantae; Streptophyta; Magnoliopsida; Myrtales; Myrtaceae. Gene Ontology annotation, molecular function: transmembrane transporter activity. The transcript is spliced from 5 exons. The record is from RefSeq and is a predicted model, not a curated record. Gene Ontology annotation, biological process: transmembrane transport.